Messenger RNA from Amphibalanus amphitrite, 2341 nucleotides. RefSeq names its product A disintegrin and metalloproteinase with thrombospondin motifs 18-like. The transcript has a single exon. Lineage: Eukaryota; Metazoa; Arthropoda; Thecostraca; Balanomorpha; Balanidae. The record is from RefSeq and is a predicted model, not a curated record. Gene Ontology annotation, biological process: proteolysis. Gene Ontology annotation, molecular function: metalloendopeptidase activity. Bases 60 to 1823 code for a protein of 587 amino acids.
UCCACAGGGCCCAGGUCCUUCUCCGACUGGGAACGAGUGUGUCGCAGAUUUUCACCGAAAUGGCGCACACUCUGUCCUCAACCCUGGCGCUGCUGAGUUGUUUUGCGGCCCUCCAGGCGUCCUCUGCGGACGAGCUGGCCACGGCCGCCUCACACACAGCUCCGCGGCACACGCUGCAUCUCCACCUCUCCGUGGACGAGCUGCGCCACGUGUUCGCCGUCGAGCGCCACGAGGACGUGCCAGAGUACGACCUCUUUCACGUGAGCUCCAGACGAAAGCGCAGUCUCAACGGCCGGCACCGGCGCAGCGUUUACGUGCAAGCGUUCGGCGACCAGAUUGACCUGGACCUGGAGAUGAACCGCGAGAUCGACAACCACAUCCGGCUCUUCUACGCCGACGGCGCCGACAGCGACAUCAACAUCGAGCGCGUCGAGGGCGACACGGACAUGUACGUGGGCGAGCCGUACCAGGACAUAAGUCGCGAGGCGGCGCUGCUGGUCAGCCACGCCGACGACGACACGCUGCAGCUGAACGGCGUGGUGUCCGACCUGGUGAUCGCGCCGGCACCGAGGCGCGUGCACCACCACUACCCGUCUUCCCAUGACGACGACGCGCUGCUGGCUGACGACCAGGAGCCGCUGGACGGGUCCGAGAGCCACGACAGCACGGCCCGGCUGCGCCAGCGCCGCUCGACACCGCCGGUCACACGAGGACUGCACGUCAUCUACAAGCGCGCCGCCUCGCCGUCGUCAUCCACCGGCUCGGCUCCCAUCGACCACGAAGAUUCUUCGCUGCUGGUGGAGAAGGAGCCGGCAGCCAGUGAAGACUCUUUGACGGACGAGUCGCCCAGCCGCAACAAGCGCAGCACGCCGUCGCUUUACCCAGAGGUGCUACUGAUUGUCGACUACCAGACCUACGAGGCGCACAACUUUGAUGCCAAGGCCGUGAAACGCUACAUGAUGACCUUCAUGAACGCUGUUGACCUGCGCUACAAGUCUGCCGAGCAGCCGUCCAUCACCAUCAAGGUGGCUGGCAUCGUUAUCAGCAAAUCCAAGGAAGCCACCCCGUAUCUGGAGAAGCACAUGGUCAAUGGCAAAGCUCUUGAAGCCGUUGGUGCUCUUGAUUCCAUCGGGAAGUACUUGUUUAAGGAGAAGCGUCUUCCCACUUACGAUGCUGCCGUUGUCAUCACGAAGCGUGACAUGUGCACGCGCAGAAACGGCAGAGGCACCUGCAACAAAGUGACGGCUGGCUACGCAUAUGUCGGCGGCGGCUGCAGCGUCAACAGCUACCACAAAAAGGUGAACUCGGUAGCUCUGGUGGAGGACUCGACUGGUUUCUCCGGCAUCAUCGUGGCCGCGCACGAGAUCGGGCAUCUGCUGGGAGCCGUGCACGAUGGCUCGCCGCCGGCAGCGUACCUGGGCGGGCCGGGAGCCCGCUCCUGUCCCUGGAAGGACGGCUACAUCAUGUCCGACAUGCGGCGCGACCACAAAGGUCUCAAGUGGUCCGUGUGCAGUCUCAAUCAGUUCGCCCACUUUGCCAACGACAAGCGUUCAAAGUGCAUGCACAACCACGUCAAGAAACCGGCCAGCCUGCCGUCGGCCAAGAAGCUGCCCGGCAAGCUGAUGACCGUGGACGCGCAGUGCAAGCGGGACCGCGGCUCGAGCGCCUGCUUCAAGGACCACCGCGUGUGCGCCGAGCUGUACUGCUUCGAGCCGUCCAGCGGCUACUGCGUGUCGUACCGGCCGGCGGCAGAGGGCUCCGCCUGCGGCCGCGGUCUGCACUGUAUCAACGGCCAGUGCGUGGCCGACAGCUUCUACUACUAGCUGUCGCUGCCGCUGCUGCUGCGGUUGUUACGUGCAGGCUGGCCCGCGGGCGGGUGCAGCCAACUCUCAGGUACCUGAUGCGUCUUAUUUUUUUAUUACCAGUUAAUGGUAAUGGCGUGUGUUACAUGCUUGGCUCUACAGCCUUAAGGUGGCUGUUUCAAGCCUACCACUUAUACCUAUUGUGAUCGGAUGUUAGAGUUCUAUGUACAGUUGAUAAGCAUGUGCGUACGCAGUCACCACGGUUGAACGGCUUUUCGAAAGAGCCUUUUAGGUGUUCUGACUUAUGAGUUCUGACCACUUGAUCUGGGAUAUUCUUUAUCCAAUGCUGCAAUUUUCUAGGUUCCUUGUGGUUUCAUAUAGGCCUACUCUAAGGCACUUCAUGAUCGGUUAUGUGCUUCGGCAAUCAGCAUGUCUUAGGUAUUGUUGUAUGUAUGGGAAAAGAGGUACUAUUUAAACCUGUUACGUUGAUUUCAAUUAUUUCAUAUCAUUCAGUUGUAAAUACACGUGCAUUCGAAAUA